GCCCAGGCCACCCUCCAGUCCGCCACCGACGCGGGCAAGCAGGCGAGAGAGGCGGCCGCCACGCUCCGCAACCUCGGCGAGCAGGUGGCCACGACCAAGCGGCGCAAGGCGGACACGGCCUGCGGAAUGGCCCCAGGCGGCGGCGGCGCAGCCACUGCCGACGCCUCAGCCCAGCCGCCCGUGGACGCUGGCGGCCAGGACUUCAGCAACCCCGAGGUGGUCGAGGCGUACAUCAAGGCCGCCGCCUCGCGCAGGACUGCCGUGGCGGGGGUCGCGGCCUCCAAGGCGCCGACGGCCUCACCAGCGGCGCCCGCGACGGCAACGGCGCCAGCUGCGGCAACGGGGGCGGCGAACCCAGGCAAGGGCGAUGGCAAGGACGGCAAGGGCGGCAAGGACCAGGAGCAUAGGUCGGCCUCAGCCAGGACCCCUUUCGGCAAGAGGGACUUUGCAUCGAUUUUCUUCGGCAACGUCACCUCGUACUCUCUCAAGGUCAAGAAGUUCAUCGAGUCGGCCGACCACGACGUGAUCGGCCUCGCGGAGCACCACCUCUGCAAGGGCAAGUGCGACCAGGAGGAGAAGCGCCUCCGCAGUUUUGGCUGGCGUUCGGAAGGGGCUUGGACGCCAGCUUCUCCCUCUACCCGCUCGGACUCGGGCACCCGCGGCGGCGCUUGCUGGCUGAGGAGGGCCACCUACGCCACCAGCGUCCACCUGCAGGGCGCCAACCACCAGAGCGUGUUUCAGGACGCACUGCAGGACGUCUCAGUGGUGCUCUGGCGCUUCCAGGGGGCCACGUUCGCCUUCGUCGUGUGUUAUCUGGAUUGCUCCAUUGGCCUCGUCGGGACCAACGCCAGGAAGAUGGCCACAAUCGCUCGGAUUGUGAAGUCAUUGGGGAUUCCCUGGUGCUUGGUAGGCGAUUUCAAUGCCACUCCAGAAGAGCUGGCGCGCUCUGGCUGGCUACUCACCCUGAAGGCGUGGAUCAUGACACCAGAGGGGGUGAACAUCACGUGUACGUCGGGCAAAGGUCGCAUGCUGGACUACGUUGUCGUGCCCGACAGCUUCCGCCCCUUCCUCAAGAGGGUGAUGCCCAUCCAGAAGCUGCCGUGGGGCCCGCGCAUCGGCCUCGACAUCCUGGUCACCGCGAGGCCUGCCGCUGUGAUGCUACGCGCACCUGUGCGACCAGUAUCUCUAGAAGUGCCUGCAGGGGAAGUUCACGUGCCCAAGGGGAUCAAGCGCUGUCAACGCGACAGGCAGCGGCAUGCAGAACUGCAGCAGGCCAAGGAGGACUGCGACCGGAUGCAGGAGGCUCAGGAGCGCGUUGGCACUCGCAUCCCAGCGUGCGAGGAGGCCCAGGCUAGCAUCGCGUACCAGAUGGACCCCCACAUGGCGCAGGCGAUGGCGGUGCAGUGUGGAUGCUGGGCCGAGGCGGCGGAGGCGCAGCUGGCAGAGCUCUGCGGCACCGAGCCCCGCGACAGAGCCCGACGCGGUCAACCUGUCAAGUACCAAUGGCGCAAAGCUCAGGAGCAGGCGGCAGACUCGCAGUUCGGCCACGCCUGUGUGCAGGACAUCGGCGGCAAGUGGGCCAGCCUUCACGCCAGGGUGCAGGAACAGCUCAUCGCGCUAGGGCGCCACCGCCACGCCGAGUACCAGCGCAGGGUGCAGGAUAUCGUUUCCGACAUCAUCAGCGACAUCAGGCUCCUCCUCACCGCCCAGGGGCCUGCGCCAGAUGACCAGCUGCAGACCACUAAGGGGAAGUGGCGGAUCUACCUGGACGCCGGCAGGGUUAUAGGCACGGCGAGCGCAUCCGCUACUCCAGGACGAGGUGCAGGCCCUAGACGAGACCACACUGGAGAGGUCUGCGGCACGGUGCAGGCCUCCACAGAGGCCAGGGCACGCCGCUGGCGUGAUCGCUGGACCAGCAAGCCCGACCGCGAGCCUGCCUUGCGCGAGGCGAUGAGCGAGCUGCGGACCCUGGCCCGCGAGGCGCUGCGAGAGAGGCCCUACCACUCGAGAGACGACGUGGUGAGCGCCAUCAGGACUUUCCCCAGGGCCACGGGCAAGGGCGCCGAUCAGUGGACGCCUGGCCACCUUCUCGCGGUCUCCGACCAGGGGCAUGAGGCCUUCGCCACCCUGCUCAGCAUGGUGGUGGUCGGCAACGAGAGGGGUAUCGGCCUCCUUCUCUUGCCCGUGCGCAUCUGGGGCCGCAUGGCCAAGGCCGCCAUGACGCAGUGGUGCGACAAGCGAGCUGGACACUGGGAUGCUGCGGUGCGCGGGAGCUCCGCGCUGCAGGCUGCGUUGCUCGCCGUGGUGCUCGACGAGACCAGAGCGCACGUGGGCGUGGCCGAGCAGAGCAACUUUCUGAUGGACGUGGAGUUCUACGACUACAUCGACCUGGCCUUGAUGAUCCACAAGGGCAUCUCCCUCGAAGUGCCGCCCGUCGAGCUCUACCUGUGCUGCCUCACAUGCCUGGCGCCGCGUGUGGUCAAGUCUCACGGGGCAUGCAGUUCGACCAUCGUCCCCAACUGCUCAAUCCUCCCUGGCUGCGGGAAGGCCAACCACUGGGCAAGAGCCUUCAUCUGCCACCUGCUGGAUGCGGCCCACGCGAGAUCACCCGUGGCAAGGGUGAGGCAGUAUGUUGGCGACGUGCGCAGCCGUAUCGAGGGCGCGGCCGAGGAGGUCCUCGACCAUGCCAAGGACGUCGCGGUCACCCUAGUGCAGGGCUGCCUCGACCUUGGCCUGCGCGUUUCGCCCAAGUCCAUCCUGAUGAUGGCGAGGCCCAGAGACGAGAAGGCGGUGCUGACCCACGUGUACCAGGAGACAUGGCAUACGCGUGCAGAGGGCGUCCACGGCGAAGGACCCCGGCAUCGACUGCACCAUGGGUUCCAGGCGAAGCAACAAGGCGGCCAGAAUUCGGAUGACGGCAGCGAGGGCGAGGGCUACGCGAGCUUGUCUAUUUCGCAGGACGACGAGCCCAAGAUGGCGGCCUUGGCACAGCAGGUGAAGGAGUGGUUCUACUCCUGGGCGCGCCACUCGGAGCUGCGAGACCGAGUUCGACUUGGAUGGCGGGCGGUACUCAAGGGGCUCCGGUACUUGCGACCUCGUGCUCGGUGGAAGUGCGUCACGGGGCCCAUGGGCGCGAUCAUCUUGGCACUACGCGACAUCGGCUGGAUACCUCGGGCGCCUGACGUCUGGAUCGACGACGAGGGCUCCGAGUGGCGGCACCUCGGCAAUGAGGACGACAGCGUGCAGGCUGGGGGCCACCCCCUCGGAGCGGGCCUCGGUGACGGCGGCGACCUCCAUAUGCUGCGGGUCAACCUGAGGAGGAUGCGCCGCCAGGAGCGCCACAAGGAGGCAGGCGCUCUGGAGGCUGGAGCGCUGGCGGGCAUCUGGGCGGGUGCAAGGGCGCAAGCGGCGGGCUACCAGUGUUCCGACGAAUGUGAACGCUGUGGCGAGGGCAAGGACACCAUCGAGCACUGGCUGUACUUCUGCGAGGCCACCUGCGAGAUGGGGGGCCCCUG
This is a messenger RNA of Prorocentrum cordatum, 3515 nucleotides long. Lineage: Eukaryota; Dinophyceae; Prorocentrales; Prorocentraceae. The record is from the annotation of a GenBank genome assembly.